Molecule: messenger RNA, 3107 nt
Organism: Astyanax mexicanus (Mexican tetra)
Lineage: Eukaryota; Metazoa; Chordata; Actinopteri; Characiformes; Acestrorhamphidae
Gene: camk1ga
Product: calcium/calmodulin-dependent protein kinase IGa
Exons: 13
Coding region: 97-1386 (429 amino acids)
Biological process (GO): peptidyl-serine phosphorylation
Cellular component (GO): intracellular anatomical structure
Molecular function (GO): calcium/calmodulin-dependent protein kinase activity; ATP binding; calmodulin binding
Source: RefSeq, a predicted model, not a curated record
UGCAGUUGAAGGUGAAGAGUCUCCGCGCGCAGCUGCUACUGAGAGGAGAGGAGCUCAGACCCACUUCAGGGAGUCAGUUGUGAAAAUUGAGCCACAAUGGGUCGCAAAGAGAUCAACUGCAGCUGGAAGAAAGUCACCAAUAACAUCAAGGACGUGUUUGAGUUUAGGGAGAUUCUCGGAUCAGGCUCCUUCUCUGAGGUGUUUCUGGUGAGGGAGAGGAAGACGGGGAAUUUCUAUGCUCUGAAAUGUGUGAAGAAGAAGCAGCUGGACCACAGCAACCUGGAGAACGAGAUCACCGUCCUCAAAAGGAUUAAGCAUAAUAAUGUGGUGAGUCUGGAGGAUUUCUAUGAAACACGGACUCACUACUACCUCGUCAUGGAGCUGGUCUCUGGAGGGGAACUAUUUGACCGUAUUCUGGAUAGAGGUGUUUAUACAGAGAAGGAUGCCAGCCUGGUGAUUCGGCAGGUGCUGGAAGCCGUGACUUACCUGCACCAGAACAGCGUCGUCCACAGAGAUCUGAAGCCAGAGAACCUGCUGUUCUAUAACCAGGAUGAAAAGGCUAAAAUCAUGAUCAGUGACUUUGGAUUAUCCAAGAUGGUGGAUCAUGGCGUCAUGCAGACGGCAUGUGGCACUCCUGGAUAUGUCGCUCCAGAGGUUCUGGCCCAGAAGCCGUACAGUAAAGCUGUGGACUGCUGGUCUAUUGGAGUCAUCACAUACAUUCUGUUGAGCGGUUAUCCCCCCUUUUAUGAUGAUAAUGAAACUCGUCUGUUUUCGAAGAUCAUGCGGGCGGAGUACGCCUUCCACUCCCCCUACUGGGACAACAUCUCUGAAUCAGCUAAAGACUUCAUCAGGAACAUGCUGGAGAAAAACCCUAAAAAUCGUUUCACCAGUGAGCAGGCCCUGCGGCACCCAUGGAUUAAGGGGGAGACAGCGUGUAGUAAUGAUAUCUACCAGUCGGUGUGUGAACAGUUCCAGAAGAACUUCAAAUCCAAGUGGAAGCGUGCCUUCAAUGCUGCGGUGGUGGUCAACCACAUGAAGAAGCUGCAGUUAUCUCACAGUGAGCCGGCGGUUUCCCAGACCCCCCCGCUCAUUCAGGUGGUUGACGUGUCCGACAGGCUCCACCCAGACUGCGUCCUGGACUCCAACGGGAACCCGUCCACAGGUCACGCCACCCUGGCACCCAACGGAGACGCCAGCCGAACCCUGUGCCCACUGAAGGCCUGCAAGAGUGAACCCCACCACGCGCUGGUCGUCACGGAGACCGGAAAACACGCCUACCAUUCAGAGUCCGAGCUGUCGAGCACAGCCAGCGGUGGGCAGAGUGUGACGCAUGGGGUGAACAGAUCUGGUCAGCCGCUGCAAACCGGAGUGUGUUCUGUGAUGUGAUCAACACACUGCUGACUGACAGAUGCCAAUCACUACAGUGUUUAAGAAGUAAACACGUAUCUCCGUUUCCGGGUCUGGAUGAUCCGGUUCUGAGCGUGCACAGCUUUUCUCUGGAGGAUCCAAAACCACUCCGGAACCCGACUGAGCCCAGAGAUACAGCCGUGCCACACACACACACACACACACACACACACUCAUAAACACUGAUAUAACCACACACACUUUGGAAGCUUCUGUUCUUGUGUCUGAUAGGAGCUGUAUAUCCAUCCUGUUUCUGCAUUAAUAAUGAAAAACUACAUUUAUUUCAUUAUGAAUGAUAUUUUUAUGUAUUUAUUAUUCCCGUUAUAAAGGGACGAUAAGUGACUUCGCUCAGGAAUGCUGAGGAUGUGUGUGUUCGGGUCGACGGUGUUUCUUCGCUGAUUGUACACACUCAUUAACACUGUGUUUGUAGUGUGUGUGUCAGGUUUUAUAAAACAGAGCGUUUUUAUGCCUGAAUUCAUCACAGGUGGUUUAUUUUCUUACUUAAUGAUAUUUUUAUUCUGAUUUGUUACAUGUUUUAUUAUAAUAAUGUUUAUUAAUGAGCUGCUUUUGAGCUGUUUUUUGCUGCUUUUACUAAAGAAUCAAGGAUUCAGGGUUUUUUUAUGGAACCUUUGUGCCACUUUUUUGGUUCCACAGUUGACAGACGUGGGUAUGGGGAUGAGAGCUGUUAAUUAGAGCUAUUUGAUAUGACUCAAAACCUAGUAUUAAGAUUAUAUUACUAUAAUUAUGGUAAUAUUUUAGUACAGUAAAAGCCACGUGCUUAAAGAUCUGCAUUAUAUUAUCUGAUUUAAACAUGAUACAAAAAACCCCAAAAGGCAUCUGUGUCAUCAUCUGUAUAUCUAUAUAUGUCUUUUUACAGUAUAUUUUCCUGCCCUACAUGUUCAGAGAAUGCGUUUUGUUGCUUUUUCACUGCAAAAAGUAAUAUCUUGAUAAGGUGAAUGCUGGAUAUAUCAUGCAAGACCAUAACUGAUCAAAUCUGAUUGAGCGUUUGGCUUAAAAAUGCACAAAAAAAGUGAUUUUUGUCUUUUUUCUGGCUGCUGCGCCUGUGCAGAUCUCCACAGUGAGGGGGCGGGGUUUCCCCUUUUCGCAUGCUGACCCUCCUCUGCUCUCAGCACUGAAUCAGCAAUCUGAUUGGUUCUUUUUUUUGCUGAAGGGCGGGAUUUUAUCCCAUGAUUAGUUCUACGAGAAACCCCAUUCAUAUUGCAUUCUUUAUUAAAAAUUAACACUUCUAAUUAGAUACAUUCACAUGAAUUAAAACAUAUGGUUCUCAUAUAAGCUUAUAUUUAAUAUUAAACUACAUUUACAAAACAAUUUCCCAUUCUUGCAUGUGGUCAUGUUCUCUGAACUGCACACUUUGAACUGUAACUGAACUUUCAUCAAACUUUUGCUUUUUCUGCUGACAAUAAUCACAUGUGCAUAUUUAUAUAUAAUCACAUAUAAACCUUCUAUACUAAUGCCUGCUUAACAUAGAGAAUAUGUCACAUUAAUACAGUUAAACCAGUGAAACGAAUGAAUGCCAAGAAGUGUGUAUCUUCCUCCGGGAGGGAUUUUAAAGCUGAUUUAGGAGUGAAAUGCCAUUUUAAUUUUAAUGUUUUAUGUAUCAGAUAUUUAUUCCCAUGCCAAUAAUCUGCACUGGAAUGUUUUCAUCAAGUGAAUAUUUAUUAAAAUUCAUCAUUAAUCAU